Hyaloperonospora brassicae is the source of this 1629-nucleotide messenger RNA. NCBI's taxonomy places the organism in Eukaryota, Oomycota, Peronosporomycetes, Peronosporales, Peronosporaceae. The record is from the annotation of a GenBank genome assembly.
AUGUCGACCCUCACGAGCGCCGACAUGGGCGAACUCCGACGGCCCUCGACGCGCGUGCACGCGCCUCCUGGCGGCGGCAGCAGCUGGAGCUUCGGCGGCGAUGCGGCGCCUGCGCCAGCGAACCGUAGACACGUGUACCUGACGCAGACAGUCGCUCCCUCGAUAGACUCUGUUUCGCUACAGAAUCAGACGCAUAAUCAGACUCAGACUCAGACGCAGACGCAGACGGAGAGUGCAUCGACGGACUCUGUUGUUCAGGUGCGCAUUGCAGUGGUCAAGACCAGUCAAGACGCAGAGAUUGUGGACGGAGCCGUGCAGAAUUGCUUGGACCAGCUCCAGCGCGAGGCUGGGGCCGAGGCCGUGAGCUGCCAGACCUUUACGGUCGCAACGCUCGAGCUGCUGCCGUAUGCUGCCAACAAGUUGACUCGAUCGGGGGCUUUUGACGGCGUCAUUUGCUUUGGGUUUCUCAACACACAGGACCCGCUGUUCCUCGCGCUGAAUGCUGCGAGACUGCAGAGCCUCAUGCAGAUCAGUGUCGAGAACGUGCGGCCCAUUGUGCAAGCUGUGCUUGUAGGUGAGCCUCGUGUGGCGUCUGUGAAGGUGCGAGGAGGGUGGGGAGCCGAGUUUGCGCACGAGAUGGUACCGCUGAUCAACUUGGGCGGCUUUGUUGGACCCACGGUGCACACGGCAUCCGGUGCACUCGUGACAAAGCACUUUGAAGUCAGCCGUGGCAAUGUGCUGCCUGCAAAGCUCCUGCGUGGGUCACAGACGGUGCAGGACUCGCUGAAGAGUUUGAGGAACUCGCUGUAUCUCCAUGGAGCAAAGGGUGUGCGAGGACUGGGCCGUAAGUUCCGUAUCGUUGACGAUGAUGGCAACCGGUCAUUGUGUCUCGACGAGUUUCAGAAAGCCAUUCGCGAACAUGCGCUUGAGCUCAGUGAAAAGGAGGUGGAAGAGCUGUUUUGCUUCAUUGACGCCAACAAGUCGGGUGGCGUGGACUAUGACGAGUUUUUGCUGGCUGUGCGUGGUGAGCUGAACGACCGGCGCACGCAAUUGGUUCUUGCGGCGUUUGCGGUUCUCGAUCGUGACGGUAGCGGCGUUGUGGACUUGGAUGAUAUCAGAGGCAAGUACAGUGCGAAGGAGCAUCCGGACGUGCUCCAAGGUCGCAAGACAGAAGACGCAGUGCUGCUGGAGUUUCUCGACACAUUUGAUGGCGGCGAGAAAGACGGCAAGGUCCACCCGAGCGAGUUUGUGCGCUACUACGCCAACGUGAGCGCGUCCAUCGAUGACGACGACUACUUUGAGCUAGUGGUUCGCAACGCCUGGCACAUGAGCGGCGGUGAAGGAUGGUCGGCCAACACCACUUGUCGUCGUGUGCUUGUGAAACAUGCCGAUGGCACGCAUACGAUUGAGGAGGUGAAGAACGAUCUUGGCAUAGCUAUCGGUAACGUUGAGGCCGUCCGUGCUAACCUCCAGGCACAGGGCAUUGACGACAUCCAGUCCGUGAGCACAGCAGGCGACGUCCAGACGGAAAGCGACACGGCGAACAAACGCUCGAACGACAGUUUCCACCCGCAGAUUGCGCGCAAGAAACAGCACGGGGCUGGCGCGAGCUCCAUCAUUUUCGGCUGA